Trichomonas vaginalis G3 is the source of this 1623-nucleotide messenger RNA. RefSeq names its product ankyrin repeat and SOCS box-containing protein 4 family. Gene Ontology annotation, molecular function: protein binding. Lineage: Eukaryota; Parabasalia; Trichomonadida; Trichomonadidae. Bases 1 to 1623 code for a protein of 540 amino acids. The transcript has a single exon. The record is from RefSeq and is a predicted model, not a curated record.
AUGUCGGACCAUGACGUUGAUCUAAACGAAUACAACGAAUUACGAAGUAUCUAUAAGUACUACAUCGAUUCAUAUCUUGCAUUGUAUCAGCUAAAAACGGAAAAAGAAGAAGAAUUAAAGACAAUUUAUAAAAUGAUCAAAACAGAAUUGAUUGAUUCAAAGAAAUAUCCCCCAACAAAUGCUAUUAAAGACAUUUUAGAUAUCAUUCCGUAUAAUAAUCGCUAUACAAAGUCAUAUUUAUUCCUUGCCAAACUCAUAUCUGAUGAUUACCAUGUCACAGAGGUCAGAAGUGUUGUACCUAUUUCAAACUUCCUGUUUUAUAAAGAAUACGGAAUUAAAUUAGACAAAUCAGCCGAUUUUAAAGAAGUUAAUUCUGAAAAACUCGAUAUUCAUACAGAAAAUACAAUUUACAGAGCAAUUAUGAAUAAUGACAUAGAAAAAUUCAUCUUAUUCACUGAAACAGAAGGAUUUGAUAAAAAUCAAAAACUUGAAAGCAGUUUAUAUCCAAACUCUGACAAAGGAUAUUCAUUACUUGAAUUAUGUUGUUACCAUGGAGCUGUUGAUUGUUUCAAGUUAUUAAGAACAAAAUUCAACGCAGAAAUAACUAAAAAUUGUCUCGGAUUUUCAUUUUUAGGAAGAAACAAUGAGAUCAUGAGUGAAUGUUUGAAAUACAAAAAACCGAAAAAAGAAUGCAUGAAAUAUGCAAUUAUUUCCCACAACAUUGAUUUUGUUACAUUCUUGAUGAAUGAAUACAAUAUAGACAUCGAUUUAGAAUACUGUGGAAUUUACAAUAAUAUUGAAUCCUUUUUAGUUUAUUUCGAUCAAACUGAUGAUAUAAACAAAUGCUUUGUUUAUUCACCGAUUUUAAAUAUUCAAUCCUUUUUGGAAUACUUCCUUUCACAUGGUGCGAAUAUCAAUGAAAAAGCUGAAUAUGGAAAAACCGCACUUCAUAUUGCAGCAGAACAUAAUAGUAAAGAAGUUGCUGAAGUUCUUCUUUCACAUGGCGCAAAUGUCAAUGAAAAAGAUAGACUUGAACUAACUGCACUUCAUAUUGCAGCAGAACAUAAUAGUAAAGAAACUGCUGUAGUUCUUCUUUCACAUGGUGCGAAUAUCAAUGAAAAAGAUGAUUGUGGAAAAACCGCUCUUCAUAUUGCAGCACAAUAUAAUAAAAAAGAAACCGCCGAAGUUCUUAUUUCACAUGGUGCGAAUAUCAACGAAAAAGAUGAAUAUGGAGAAACCGCACUUCAUAUUACAGCAGAAUAUAAUAGUAAAGAAGUUGCUGAAGUUCUUAUUUCACAUGGCGCAAAUAUCAAUGAAAAAGAUAGACUUGAACUAACUGCACUUCAUUAUGCAACAAAAAAUAAUUGUGAAGAGAUCGCAGAACUUCUUAUUUCACAUGGUGCGAAUAUCAAUGAAAAAGAUGAUUGUGGAAGAACCACUCUUCAUAUUGCAGCACAAUAUAAUAAAAAAGAAACUGCUGAAGUUCUUAUUUCACAUGGUGCAAAUAUCAACGAAAAAGAUGAAUAUGAAGAAACCGCACUUCAUAUUGCAGCACAAUAUAAUAAAAAAGAAACCGCCGAAGUUCUUAUUUCACAUGGCGCAAAUAUCAAUGAAAAAAAAUGA